Messenger RNA from Osmia bicornis bicornis, 825 nucleotides. It is a transcript of the gene Arfrp1, whose product is annotated as ADP-ribosylation factor-related protein 1. The transcript has 5 exons. NCBI's taxonomy places the organism in Eukaryota, Metazoa, Arthropoda, Insecta, Hymenoptera, Megachilidae. The coding region runs from base 81 to 698 and encodes 205 amino acids. Gene Ontology annotation, molecular function: GTPase activity; GTP binding. Gene Ontology annotation, biological process: Golgi to plasma membrane protein transport; intracellular protein transport; protein localization to organelle. The record is from RefSeq and is a predicted model, not a curated record. Gene Ontology annotation, cellular component: Golgi apparatus.
AAUAUGUUUUUGAGAAUGGAACGUGUGCUGAUGUGUACACAACAUGAAACAUAAAUUUCAGAACAUUUAAGCAUUUUGAAAUGUACACACUUUUACAUGGAUUGUACAAGUAUCUUGUGCAAAAAGAUGAAUAUUUUAUAUUGAUAUUAGGACUAGACAAUGCAGGAAAAACGACGUACUUAGAAGCAGCAAAAACAAAAUUUACAAAGAAUUACAAGGGUAUGAAUCCUAGCAAAAUUACAACAACUGUUGGCUUAAAUAUUGGAAAAAUUGAUAUUGCUGGUGUCCGCUUUAACUUCUGGGAUCUUGGUGGUCAAGAAGAACUUCGUUCAUUGUGGGAUAAAUAUUAUGCUGAAUCACAUGCUGUAAUUUAUAUAGUUGACUCAUCAGACCGUGAAAAAAUACCUGAAUCUAAGGAAACUUUUGAUAGAGUUAUAUCAUCGGAACACUUAAUAGGUGUACCUCUUUUAGUCCUAGCAAAUAAGCAGGAUGUGCCUGAUUGCAUGGGUGUUAGAGAAGUAAAACCUAUCUUUAAUCAAAAUGCACAUUUAAUUGGUCGAAGAGAUUGUAUGGUAAUGCCUGUUUCUGCUUUAAAUGGGGAUGGUGUAGAUGAAGGGAUACACUGGCUUGUGGAUUGUGUCAAGAGAAACAGCGAUGUUCGGCCACCUCGUAACCAGAAUGACAAUUGUCUAUCUUAAUAUUACAUUCCUGUUUUGUUAUAACAUAUAGAUUAAUUUAUGAACAGUAUUUUAAUGUAAGAGUUCUGUAUAUCUAUAUUAGGAAUAAUUAUAUUUAUCCUAAUAAACUUUGGUUUUUUAAUCCGUA